Messenger RNA from Astrephomene gubernaculifera, 2607 nucleotides. The record is from the annotation of a GenBank genome assembly. Lineage: Eukaryota; Viridiplantae; Chlorophyta; Chlorophyceae; Chlamydomonadales; Astrephomenaceae.
UCAGCUGGUCUGUGUGCAUUACCAAGUCAGCAUCGCUUUCACUUUCCUCACCUACCUGCGCUGAUAGGAAGUAUUCCGAACCUGACCAACUUCGCUGUGGAUGUUGCCCUGCUAGUACCGGUAUAUGCAACACACGUGUUAGCUACGGCCUCUCUUUACGGUUGCAUGUAACCAGCUGCUUUAGAGGACUACAAUGCAGCCCGCACUCUGCAGCGGCUUGCGCCAUCAGGCGCUGCGGAAGCUUUGGUUGCUUGCAUCGCAAUCUCCGUUAUGGUCGCAGCUACCACCCUGCUUCCAAUCCAACUCAGCCGUUGCAGCGCGGACGUCAUCGCGCGGCUUCGCGUCGUUGCCAUCCCUCUCCUUGCCAUCGCCAUCAUCAACCGCUCCCCACAUAAACUUACAGCAGCAGGGGCAGUUCUCAGGUGACUGUCGCGAACCCGCUUGCUCAUCUGGGCGCCGUGACUCCUCGACCCUAGCCAUAGCAGCUGUGGCUGCUGCCUCGCUGCUUGCUACCUCGUCAUCCAUGGCAACGACGACGGAAGGCUCAUCAGCCGCUCAGUUUCCCUCUUCCUCCUCGGCAUCCACAACAGCAGCACCCGCAUCGCAAGAUCUGGUUGUGCCAUUCCCUGUCGCACCUUUUCGUCACAGCUGGACCUCCUUCCAGCUCCAAAACCAGGAGCCACGCCAGCCUCCCGCUUCCUCCCCAUCCCCAUCCCCAUCUCCAUCCACCUCCUCUUCAUCCGCAUCACCAGGACCUCACAAACAGCAGCAUCAACAGCCGCAAUCUCCUUCCUCCUCCGGAACCUCUGCCCCUCCUCCUCCUCCCCGCCCUUCUCCACGCCCUCCUCCCCCUCCUCCUCCCUCCUACAAGGAGGGCGCCGCCUUUGCAGUGUACGACAGCGCCGCCGCCCCCGCCAGCUUCUCGCAGCUUCUCGCCUCCCUGGAUUCGUACGAUGUCGUACUUCUGGGGGAGUACCAUGAUGACCCGGUGGCGCAUGCGCUGCAGCUGCGGGUGCUGCGGCAUGUGUUGGGGCUGGGGGAGGAGGGGGAGGGGGAGGGGCGGGAGGGAGAGCAGGGGCAGGGGCGGGAGGGGAAGAGGGUAGCGGAGGCUGGCGGGAGGAAAGGCGGAGAGCAGCAGCGGGAUCAGCAGCAGCAGCAGGGGCCGCAGCAGGGGAGGCGGAGGCGUGUGGCGUUGAGUUUGGAGAUGUUUGAGCGUGACGUGCAGUGUGUCAUGGAUGAGUAUCUGGCAGGUGUCCUGACCGAGGCUGACUUGAUGAAGGACGCACGUCCCUGGCCCAACUACUCCGCCGACUACCGCCCGCUGGUGCUGGCUGCCCGGCAGGCGGGGGCGCGCGUGGUGUGCGCGAAUGCACCGCGCAGGUACGUGAGCCUGGUGGGUCGCAGCGGCUCUGCGGCGCUGCAGUCGCUGCCGCCCGCCUCGCGCCGCCACCUGCCGCCGCUGCCGCUGCAGCCGCCCUCCGCCGCCUACGCGGCCAAGAUUCGCUGGACAAUGCAGCGCGCACGAGAGGCCAGCCAGAAGGACGCCAGCUCUGACAGCUCCGGAGCAGGAGAGCAGCAGCAGCAGGAGGAGGAGGAGGAGGUGGCGGCGCCCCUUGCCAGCCCUGCUGCUGCUGCUGCUGCUGCUGCUAGUAGUACAGGUAGUGCAAGCAGCGGCAGCAACGGCAGUAGUGGCAACACAGGCACCAGCAGUGCCGGCACCACCACCACCAGCACCACUAGCAGCAGUGGCGGAGGCGGAGGCGGAGGGGUGUGUCCGCACAUCGGCAUGAGCCUGCGCUCCAACUUCCUGGAGGCGCAGAACGUGUGGGACGCGACCAUGGCGGACAGCAUCGCCCGGGCGCUGAGGGAGAUGCGGGGGGAGGGCUGCGGGGCAGGAGAGACGGAGGGGCAGGCAGCAGGUGGCGAGGCGGGCAGCGGCGGGGAAGGAGGCGGCUCGGGAGGCCUGGUGGUGCAUGUGUGCGGCAAGUUUCACUCCGAGCAGCGACUGGGCAUCUGCGAGCACCUGGCCUCCCUGGCACCCGCGCCGCGGGUGUGUGUGGUGACCUUCCUGCCCAGCGGCCGGGGGGUGGCGUUGCCGCAGGCGCAGCUGCAGGGCGCGCGGCUGCACACAUGCGGCGACUGGCUGGUGGUGACGGACGGACGGCUGCCCCGGUCCUUCGUGUCGGAGCAUCCGGUGUGACAUGCGCGUGGUUUGCUUGCAUGUAUGAAGGGGUGUGAAGGGGUGUGAUGCGUGGUGCGGUUGAUGCCCCAUUCUGCAUGUUAUCGUCGCGGACAAUGCGACGGGGCAGCCCCAACAUUUAGGUCGGUUGGAAGAAGGUCACGGAUGUGUGUCACGGGGCGUGCGGGCGCGGGUGGAGUCAGGGUGGUGCGGUUGUGUCGCGCAUGGGACGACACAAGGGGCGCGGGUAUGUGGUGCGAGCAACGGGCGUUACUGUCGUACUGCAGCUGCUGGGAUAUUUACCGGUACGGUGCGGUCGUAGGUGUUGGCGGAUUCAGCGCGGGGUGGGGUGUUGUCAUGUGGUGUUGGGCCGUGUCACAGGGUGUUGCGAACGGAAGAUACGGACCGUGUAAAGGGUCUAAAUGAAC